UAAUUCAUAAUUCAUGAAAUAAAUAUAUAUUUUAAACGUCAUAUGCUAAUCAGAGUAGAAUAGUAUGGUAAGACAUGCGAUCGGUAAACGUCACGGUGUAACGUGUGCAAGUGGAUCCAAAAGAUUUAUGAAUUAUAUUGUAAGGCAUGUAUAAUAAGAUUUUUUAUUGCAAUGCCGAAUCGUUUUAUUAAUAUUUGUGUAUCCUAACAGAAAGACAUUUUACGAAGUUUGUGUUUGUUGUGUACGUAAGAGGUUAUGUACUGUGCUUAAAUAUUGAAGAAAAACUCUUCGUAAACGUUAUCGCAUUUUUAGUUGAACUAUAACAAUGUCUUCUAAUAAAUCUGGCAAUGCAAGGAAUUUACUUCCAUCAAAUGUUCAAAUAAAAGUAGAACCUGGGACCUCCUUGCCCGUAGCUAUACAAAAUAUUAAGACAGAACCUGGUUUACCAACCACGACUAGAUUAACUUCCUUUCGUUUACCAAGAGAUUUAACGUUAGGAGGAAACAUUAAGACUGAGAAACCUAAGAAAGUGUAUAUACCAAAUUUAAAUGCUCAAAGAAUAAAGAAAAAGGAGGAUGUAACAGUAAAUCCUGUAAAGUCUGCAGAAAAGGAUCACGUACGUAGAGGACGUAAUAUUGAUAGAGGACGUGACAGAGGACGUGGAAGGGGAUCCAGCAAUUUGAUUCAAUCUAGUGGUAUCUGGUCCACUGGGAUAGUGAAUACACCAGUAAAACGCAGUAGUAGUAGUAGUUCUAGAGACAUUGAUAGGAGCCCUCAAGUAUGUUUAGAAAAACCAAAAUUAGAUCUGAAUCGUAGUGUUGAUAAAGCUGAAGAGGAAGAAAAAAUAAAAUUGUUACUAAGAGACGAUUUUAUUGAUGAUGGAGAUUCUCUAAACAUUAAAAAUGCACCAGUUCUUCUACCACUAAUCAAAGAAGCAAAGUUAUACAAAGAAAAUAAAGUACAAGUUGAAGAAGAGCAAGACGAAAUAGAAGAUAGGAAGCCAAUUAUUUUAGAAAAUGGAGAGGUAUUAUCACCAAAGAAGGAACCUAAAAUUAAGACAUCUAAAUCUGGUGAAACGAAAGAUGAAUUCCUAGAUAACAUACCUAAUAUUGUUGAAAAUAAAGCAAACUCAUAUAUAUUAAUGCAGUUUCCAGAUUGUUUACCAGGUCUAGUAAAUGGUGCAGAAAACACUAGACAUGAUCGGUCAAAUAUGUCAAAUUAUGAAAAAGAAAAUGAAAGUAAACCUCAAACGGCAUUUUGUACUUUAAACAGCUUAAAACCUGGUAUUUUAGGAAAAUUACAAAUUUUGAAAUCUGGUAAAACACGUUUGUUAUUAGGAGAAAAUAAUUUAGUUGUUGAUGUUGGAUCACAUCUUACAUUUCGGCAGGAUCUUAUUGCCGCAAAAUUGGAUACUGAAAAUUUAGUCGGUGACUUAAUUAACCUAGGUCCAGUUAGCAAUAUGCUUUUAUGUACACCUGACUGGGAGUCAAUGUUGGCUAAAUUGUAAAUCAAUUUUUAAUAUGAAUAGAUUUUUGUUAUAUAUUUUUUAUUAUGAAGAAUAUAUAAAGCGUUUACAGGAAAAAGGGAGAAGUUUUAACUUUUUUUAGAAAAUUUUUUCAAAAUAAUUCAACAUUAUAACUUUAUAUUUUUAAAAUAAAUAUAAUUUAGAAAAUUUUAUUCUUAUAUUCUUCUCAUAUUCUCAAUGCGAUAUAGCCAAUGAUAAAAAGCACACAUCGGAGAAUAUUAAAAUUGAUAUGCUCUCUUUUCCCCGUAAAUCUUUUAUACGUGAAUGUAAUAAAUUAUAUUUGUAUUUAAUAUACAAAAUCAAAUUUUUUUGAAAAUCAUGUAUUUUCGUUAAUACAGUAUAUACGUGAAAAUCAUGUCACGUACAAAUCCAGUAGUAAUUCAUAAAUCUAAAUAAAUUUACAAUAGUUGUAGAAUAAAGUUUAUUAUAUAAUUUAUGUGAAUGAAUAUCUUAACAAGAGAUUGUGAUUUCUUGUGAAGUACGCAUUUUUCUCCAAGAUGUAAUUUAUACUUUCUUAAUUUAAUAUAAACAAAAAUUAUUUUUACACAAAUUAGAUUUACAAAUUAAAUUCAUCACGCUGUGCAAAAUGAACAUUAAUUCGUAAACUUAUAAACUACAAAAAAAUAUCAUGUUUUUGCUUAAUUGUAUUAACUUUGAAAAAUGUAACAAUCAUACACAGAAGUGGCACAAAAAAUUACUGUUCCAUGGUAGUAACACAAAAGUAUACUAC
This is a messenger RNA of Frieseomelitta varia, 2255 nucleotides long. It is a transcript of the gene RpIIIC53, whose product is annotated as DNA-directed RNA polymerase III subunit RPC4. Gene Ontology annotation, biological process: transcription by RNA polymerase III. The record is from RefSeq and is a predicted model, not a curated record. Gene Ontology annotation, cellular component: RNA polymerase III complex. NCBI's taxonomy places the organism in Eukaryota, Metazoa, Arthropoda, Insecta, Hymenoptera, Apidae. Gene Ontology annotation, molecular function: DNA binding. The transcript is spliced from 8 exons. The coding region runs from base 326 to 1507 and encodes 393 amino acids.